Messenger RNA from Gastrolobium bilobum, 1476 nucleotides. RefSeq lists its product as uncharacterized. Lineage: Eukaryota; Viridiplantae; Streptophyta; Magnoliopsida; Fabales; Fabaceae. The transcript is spliced from 9 exons. The coding region runs from base 98 to 1207 and encodes 369 amino acids. Gene Ontology annotation, cellular component: cytoplasm. The record is from RefSeq and is a predicted model, not a curated record.
UUAUCUCAAUAGUUUAAAGAUUUAAAUGAAAAAGAUAAUUAAACCAUUGUAGCAGAAAGAAAAUAGACGAACGCAACAUAGAAUAAACCAGUUGAAGAUGAGGCACGAAGACGACGAAGAGGAACCACCUUUAGCUGUUCAGAUUCAAGGCGAUGAUGAAUCUGUUUCUCAGCAAUCUUCCGUUGGGGUUACCCUCAUCACUGGCUAUCUUGGUUCUGGCAAGUCUACUCUAGUAAACCAUAUUUUGAAUUCGCAACAUGGGAAGAGGAUUGCUGUCAUAUUGAAUGAAUUUGGUGAGGAAAUUGGCGUGGAAAGAGCAAUGAUAAAUGAAGGGGAUGGUGGUGCAUUGGUUGAAGAAUGGGUUGAGCUUGCCAAUGGGUGUAUAUGUUGCACUGUCAAGCACAGUUUGGUUCAAGCACUUGAGCAGCUUGUGCAGAGAAAGGAAAGGCUUGACCAUAUAUUGUUGGAAACCACUGGAUUGGCAAAUCCAGCACCUUUGGCAUCUGUUCUUUGGCUGGAUGAACAGUUGGAAUCAGAAGUGCAGCUUGAUUCUAUCGUCACUGUGGUGGAUGCCAAAAAUGUUCGUUUCCAGCUUAAUGAGCAUCGUGACUCAUCUUCAUUCCCUGAAGCAUAUUUACAGAUAGCAUUUGCGGACAUUAUAAUUCUUAACAAGGUUGAUUUGGUAUCUGCAGAGGGCUCUGGAGCUCUGGAGGAACUUGAGGAGGAAAUCCAUAACAUUAACUCCCUCGCAGAGAUAAUUCAUUCUGUCCGAUGUCAAGUUGACUUGUCUAAGAUCUUGAAUCGCCAAGCAUACGAUACUGCACAUGCCACUCAUUUAGAGACAUUGUUAGAAGAAAGUCGUUCUUUGUCUACUAAAAAGCUUCAUGAUAGUGGCGUGAGAACCAUAUGCAUUUCUGACAUACAGACAGUUGAUAUUGAUAAGACUCGUUUAUGGCUUGAGGAGAUUCUCUGGGAAAAGAAAUAUGAUAUGGAUAUAUACCGUUGCAAAGGAGUGUUAAGUGUUCAAAAUUCUGAUCAACUGCAUACAUUGCAGGCAGUGAGGGAACUAUAUGAGAUUGUUCCAGCUCGCAAGUGGGAAAAGGAAGAAAACCGGAUGAAUAAGAUAGUCUUUAUAGGUACCUUGAUGAGUCAUAAUCUGAAAGAAGAUGUUCUAAUUAAUUCCUUCAGAGCUUGUGCUACAUGUUAAGCUGUAUUUGUUCCCAUUUUGUGGAUAAUAGCUGGAUAAUCAAUGAUUUGCUGAUGAUUAUGAGAUUCAACCAAAUCACAAUGUGUUUAAAUCUUAGGUGUUUUCAAAUCCUAGGUCAAGUUCUUGGAUGCCAUCUUGCUCAAGUCAUAAGAAUUUAAAGUUUUCCAAUAUCUCUCUCUCUCUCUCUCUCCUCAAGUAGUAGUUUACAUGCAUCUCUUACCCAUUCUUCUUUCUUCACUGCCACUCUGCCACAUUUUGAUCUUUAACUG